Messenger RNA from Strongylus vulgaris, 434 nucleotides. NCBI's taxonomy places the organism in Eukaryota, Metazoa, Nematoda, Chromadorea, Rhabditida, Strongylidae. The record is from the annotation of a GenBank genome assembly.
AUGGGUCACGCUACCACAGCUCCACCAACUCGAACUACCACUGCAACUGUUACUGUUGGACGGGUCCAACCACGACUGCCCGGACAGACAUUAACGAAUUCGUCCUCAUUUUCUACACCUACUUAUACUAUUAACGCACGUCCUGCUGAAAUGAACCUCAACUAUAAAGCGCUUUAUGAGAAGGAGAAAUUGGAGUGCGAACGACUGAGGAAGGAAUUAGAGGAAGUGAAACGGUCCCAUGAUCAUAAUGGAUCUGUUGCCGCAUUGCGCUCAUCCUCAUCGCGGUUCCGCAACGGCUCCCCUGCUAGCGGACCUGCACCGGUAUUGAAGUCUGCAUCGGGCAACUCCUUAGAUGAUAAUGAACGACGGUCAUUGGAGCGAAAAAUAGCUGAUCUUGAAAUUCAACUUAAGGUAAUAAUUGCGGUUCGAUAGUU